CUCCGUAGGGUUCGUUGCUCGCGGAGACUGAGGCGGCGCGGGGUGAGGAGAGAGACCGACGAGGAUGCAGAUCUUCGUGAAGACCCUUACGGGGAAGACCAUCACUCUCGAGGUCGAGAGCAGCGACACCAUCGACAAUGUGAAGGCCAAGAUCCAGGACAAGGAAGGGAUUCCGCCGGACCAGCAGAGGCUGAUCUUUGCCGGGAAGCAGCUCGAGGAUGGACGAACCCUAGCCGACUACAACAUUCAAAAAGAGUCGACGCUGCAUCUUGUGCUGAGGCUGAGGGGUGGGAUCAUUGAGCCCUCCCUUAUGGCUCUUGCCAGGAAGUACAACCAGGAAAAGAUGAUCUGCAGAAAAUGUUAUGCACGGUUGCACCCAAGGGCUGUCAAUUGCCGGAAAAAGAAGUGUGGUCACAGUAAUCAGCUGAGGCCUAAGAAGAAGAUCAAGUAAAUUACUUUUUUGAAUUUCUUUUGGCCUCCCGAGGCAAAGAUAUUGGCGCGGACACCGAUUCCUAUAUUUGAUCAUCCUGGCCUGGAGUCUGUCUGUUAUCACCUUUUGUUAUUGUUUUGAAGUGGCAUCAAGACAUUUCUUGGAUGUUUUGAAUUAUUAUUUUCCAUUCUGAAUACUGGUCUUCCGGUUGA
Molecule: messenger RNA, 642 nt
Organism: Musa acuminata AAA Group (dessert banana)
Lineage: Eukaryota; Viridiplantae; Streptophyta; Magnoliopsida; Zingiberales; Musaceae
Product: ubiquitin-ribosomal protein eL40 fusion protein
Exons: 5
Coding region: 65-451 (128 amino acids)
Biological process (GO): modification-dependent protein catabolic process; protein ubiquitination; translation
Cellular component (GO): ribosome; nucleus; cytoplasm
Molecular function (GO): ubiquitin protein ligase binding; structural constituent of ribosome; protein tag activity
Source: RefSeq, a predicted model, not a curated record